Messenger RNA from Cordyceps militaris CM01, 891 nucleotides. Its product is annotated as DnaJ domain protein. Gene Ontology annotation, molecular function: heat shock protein binding. The transcript has 2 exons. The record is from RefSeq and is a predicted model, not a curated record. NCBI's taxonomy places the organism in Eukaryota, Fungi, Ascomycota, Sordariomycetes, Hypocreales, Cordycipitaceae. Gene Ontology annotation, cellular component: cytoplasm; nucleus. Bases 1 to 891 code for a protein of 296 amino acids.
AUGUCAGACCGCGAGGACAGCGUCGAGGCCGAGCCCCCAUCUAUAGACCCCUAUGAGGUCCUCGGACUGGAGCGCACUGCGACGGCAGACGACAUCAAGAAAGCAUACCGCAAGGCCGCGUUGAAGCACCAUCCAGACAAGGUGGCCGAUUCCGAGCGCGCCCAAGCCCACGAAACAUUUCAGUCUGUCGCGUGUGCCUACGCGGUGCUGUCCGACCCGGCCCGCCGGAAGCGCUACGACACAACCGGUUCUACGGCCGAGUCCAUCAUCGACACGGACGGAUUUAACUGGAGCGACUUUUACCGCGAGCAGUUCAAGGACGCCAUCUCCAGUGACGCGAUUGAGCUGUUUUCCCGCACGUACAAGGGCUCCGACGAGGAACAGGACGAUGUGCUGGCCGCCUACGAGCAGUGCGCUGGCGACCUGGACGCCCUCUUUGAACACGUAAUUCUGAGCAGCGUCGUCGAUGACGAGGAGCGCUUCCGCGCAAUAAUCGACAAGGCUAUCCAGGACGAGGACGUGCCCGCCUUCAAGGCCUACACCAAGGAGCCCAAGCUGAAGCGCGCCGCCCGUCUCAAGCGCGCGCGCGGCGAGGCUGCCGAGGCCGAGGACUAUGCCAAGGAGCUGGGCGUGCACGAGCAGAUUUUUGGCGGCAAGAAGGGCAAGAAGAAUGGCAAGGCCGGCAGCUCAGAGGAUGCUCUGGCGGCCCUGAUACAGAAGAGACAGCAGAACCGCUCGGAGAGCUUUUUUGACCACCUCGAGGCCAAAUAUGGGGCUCCGGGCAAGGGGAAAAAGGGCAAGAAAAGAGUGGUGGAGGAAGAGCCCUCGGAGGAGGCUUUCGAGGCGGCCGCCGCCAAACUCAAGAGUGGCUCCAAGAAGCGCCGGAACUAG